Messenger RNA from Nannospalax galili (Upper Galilee mountains blind mole rat), 1288 nucleotides. Its product is annotated as microtubule cross-linking factor 1-like. Lineage: Eukaryota; Metazoa; Chordata; Mammalia; Rodentia; Spalacidae. The transcript has 3 exons. The coding region runs from base 2 to 496 and encodes 164 amino acids. The record is from RefSeq and is a predicted model, not a curated record.
CAUGGCCCCGCGCUGCCCGAGCCUCCGCGCGGCGACCGGCAGCUCCAGUCGCGCAGCGGUGCUCCGCGGCCUGCACCCGGGCUCCGCGGCCGAUCCCCGCAGAGGUGGGCGCGUCCCCUCCAGCCCGCGGGCGAGGGCGGCGCCGGCAGCGACACUGGGUAAAAGUUUCCGGGACCGCGCGGCUCCCCACCCUCCCGCUAUUGUCGGGGGUCGGCGGGGCGCAGGUCGCCCCCCAGCGGCGGAGCCGCGAGCAGCCUUCGCACAAAGGCCGCGCCACAGCCUGGAGCUAGGUCCGCAGGCUGGGACUCAGCCCAGCCCCUGCAAGGUUCCCAGCCCCUGUACGGUCUCCAGCCGAAGCUCAGUUCCUAACCGGGGUUCGGUUGCCAGCUCCUCCAAGCUCCCCAGCCCCGAGCGCGACGGCCAGACGCGAAGCCACCGGCUCUGGAGGGCCGAGUCAACUCUGGUUGCGGUCUUACUAUCCCGAAGAUGUCAAUAACUGGCCCUUGGCCUAGGGACCAUGCCCUGGAUCCGUCCCUGCCAAGGAGGGAUUAAUGUUGGAAUGUACCCUCCCAUCCAACCACAGUGCCACACAACUCAGGAAUCGCUGGUGUUGAUGCUGAAAUGUCACAGGAUCUCUUCCAGGAGGAGGGUGGCAGUACAGUAGUUUACCCUACAGAGACAACAGCACACUGGAUGAUAACAGCAUACUGUAACUACAUUACCCCAGGACAGCCAAUGUCCUCAGAAGCAAUGUGUCCUUCAAUUAGACACUGAGGGAGCUUUCUGUGUUUUGAUUAUGCUGAGUUUUGGUCUACAGUAACUAGACUCCUAACUCUGACACACUAAUGCGGAUGCCUCAGGUGUUCCAGAGACCUGCCUCUUCCCAGGGCCCCAGACUAGAAUGAAAUCUUCCUUCUCUGUGCCCUUCUUUACUUUGAUUACAUUUCUACUAAGUAUUCUUUAGUUUUAUGAUUACACUUAUAAUAAAUAUUUUCUAAAACAAAACCAAGGACAUAGUGGACAAUUAUGACUAAAUUGUUGGGAAUACCAGGAGUCUGAAAUCAAGAUGGUUUCUAAGGAGUUGGGGUGCAGCUCAGUAACAGGGCACUUGCCUAACAUGUCUAAGGCCCUGAGGUCAAUCCCCAGGACCAACAUAUAACACAAAACAACCUACCCAGGUAUAUAAGUGCAUCUCAACAGAAAAAACAUUCCUUAACAGGCUGUCAUUAACUAAGAGCACAGUAUAAAGAAAAGAAAACUUGUUUAUUCAAGGGCAACAAAAAUUCGU